Theobroma cacao (cacao) is the source of this 1903-nucleotide messenger RNA. Its product is annotated as peptidase, S9A/B/C family, catalytic domain protein (Protein of unknown function DUF829, transmembrane 53). NCBI's taxonomy places the organism in Eukaryota, Viridiplantae, Streptophyta, Magnoliopsida, Malvales, Malvaceae. The record is from RefSeq and is a predicted model, not a curated record.
UGAAUUGACGACAAACAAUAAUUGGAAAAACAGAAGGAAAAAGUGGAGCUGUUCUCCUACUCUCGGCCGCUUCACAUUGUUGUGAGCCGCAACUGACCAAGACUUGACUUUGGACACGGAACAUGCAUUCGUCAUCCAAUUAUUAAUUGCCACGACAUGGUAUCAGGGGUAGUUCGGUCACUUAGUUUGCGAAAGCUGGCGUUUGCGGGAACCGAAUGAUGAUAUAAAUGAUCGCAUCGGAAUUCGUCGAUCUUUCUGUCCACAUUUCCCCCAGUAGUCCGUCGCCCCAUCUCUACACCUAUAAAAAGCUGGAAAAAAAAAAAAAUUCAAACUUGCAUUAUUAUUUUAUUUUAAUUUAUUUAUUUCAUUUUUUGUCCAUAGAUUGAAUCGAAUUCUCUGCAAUUUCUACCUUUCCUGAAGUGUAGGGACUAGGAGAAAAGCUUAAUCGUCGCUUGGAAAUUCGAGUGUAAAGGUAAGGAAGCGAGAAUGUGGGGAUUUGGGGGGAGAUAUUAUUGGGGGAGAAAGGAAAGGGUGGAAAGAAGGGAAGGCGGGAUAGUGGUGGUGUUUGCUUGGAUGUCGAGUCAAGAGAAGCACUUGCAGAACUACGUUCAGCUUUACGCUUCCUUGGGUUGGGAUUCUCUCGUUUGCCAUUCAGAGUUCCUAAACAUGUUCUUCCCUGAGAAGGCUGCAGCUCUAGCGUUAGAUCUUCUCAAGGAACUUGUUGAGGAGCUAAAGAUGAAGCCAUGCCCUGUGGUCUUUGCAUCUUUUUCUGGUGGUCCUAAGGCCUGCAUGUACAAGGUUCUUCAGAUGAUUGAGGGAUUGUGUGAAGUACAAGGAAAUCCAGAUGACCUCCAGCUGGUGAAGGAAUGCUUUUCGGGCCAUAUUUACGAUUCUAGCCCUGUCGAUUUCACCAGUGAUUUGGGUGCCCGAUUUGUUGUUCACCCAACAGUUCUCAAAAUGUCUCAUCCACCAAGAAUAGCAUCAUGGAUAGCAAAUCAAAUUGCUUCUGGUCUUGAUGCUCUCUUCCUCAGCAGGUUUGAAUCCCACCGUGCUGAGUAUUGGCAGACUCUAUAUGCCUCUGUGAGUAUGGGGGCCCCAUAUCUCAUUUUAUGCUCUGAAACUGAUGAUCUUGCUCCUUAUCAAAUUAUCUGCAAUUUUGCUCAAAGAAUAGAACAACUUGGGGGUGACAUAAAACUUGUGAAGUGGAAUGGUUCUCCUCAUGUAGGUCAUUAUCGGCAUUAUCCAUUUGAAUACAAGGCUGCUGUGACUGAGCUUCUCAGUAAAGCAGCUGCCUCAUAUUCCCAAAGAAUUCAGCGACUCGACGGUGAACGAAUGGGGUUAGCAGGGACACAUGAUGAAAUCUCUGAGCCAAUCUCUGAUAUCAGCAAAACAGCCUUAAGCCCAAACCAGAGCUUUCAGGGAACUCUGGUGCAAAGUGACCAUUUCCUCUUGCCUAGCUCAAUAGAAUAUUACGAGGGUAGAGAUUUUAUGCAAGAUGAACACAAGGAAGAAUGUUGAAGGUUGGGAUAUGAAGUCAUCAGAUUCCUCGAGCAGACGCCCUUAUACCUGUGCAUGGCGAAAUUCUCAUUUUAAUCCAAUCAAAUGCAUACGUCGAUCCAGACUAUAACAUAUCUGGCUGACUACUCUUAGCAGAGGCUUUCGAGAGUUCAGUGGGGGAAUGCCUUUAAACCGGGGCCCUUAGCAAAAUGAAACUCCUAAAGGAAUGAAAAGGGGCAAUAGAUGGGGAUGGAGAGGUGAUUUUCUGUUUUGUAGAAACAAUAUAGAUCACUGCCACAAUUUGAGCUGAUGACCUCUGUUCUAACGUAAAAUGUAUAGUGACUUUACUGGAAAUACCCUAACUUGAUGUGGUGUUGUUGGAAAUAAGACAACUGUGUUCGAUUAA